Rotaria sordida is the source of this 711-nucleotide messenger RNA. The record is from the annotation of a GenBank genome assembly. NCBI's taxonomy places the organism in Eukaryota, Metazoa, Rotifera, Eurotatoria, Philodinida, Philodinidae.
AUGGCUUCAUCAACUCAUACAGAUACAAAUACUAAUCAUAAUGAAGAUCAUCUAAUUAAACAUGUUACAGAACAAUGGAAUGAAUUAAAUAAAAACUUAGAACAUUUACCAAAAUUUCAAAAUAAAAAUCAAACUGGUGUCAAUGAAGAAUAUAUUAAAGAAAUUGAAUCAAAAUUAAAAAUUACUUUACCUAAAGAAAUUCGAGCCGUUAUUAAAGUUCAUAAUGGACGAAAACAUAUUGAUUAUGGAUUAGGUUAUCAAUUACCAACAACUGAUCUUUUACCAAUUUCAGAAUGGAAACCAUAUGAAAAAGAUAAUUAUGAAUUUCCGGAAGAUUUAUUUCAAUGUCUUGCAAAUAAAGAUAAUGCUUGUGUUGAUAAAAAUUUAUAUGAAGAUGCUCGAGAACAUUUAAAUGUUUAUUUAAAAGAUUUUGAAAAAACUUCAAAACAAGAAAAUGUUAAUAAAUUAGCUAAUAAUGAAACAUUUCAAUCUCUUCCUUGUGAAUUAUUAAUCGUUGGACAAGGUUUAGAUGAUUAUGCUGAACAAUAUUUAUUAAGUAUUCGAUCAGGUAGAAUUUAUUUAGCUAUUCAUAAUAUACCCAAAUGGACAUUAAUUGGAACAUUUGCUGAUUGGAUUCAAAAAGGUUUAACUCAUGUUAAAGAGCAAAUUGAAGAACUUAAACAACAACAUGAGGAAAUUGAACUUUGUUAA